Daphnia magna is the source of this 1883-nucleotide messenger RNA. RefSeq lists its product as uncharacterized. NCBI's taxonomy places the organism in Eukaryota, Metazoa, Arthropoda, Branchiopoda, Diplostraca, Daphniidae. The coding region runs from base 393 to 1601 and encodes 402 amino acids. Gene Ontology annotation, biological process: neuromuscular synaptic transmission; clustering of voltage-gated calcium channels; neuron-neuron synaptic transmission. Gene Ontology annotation, cellular component: presynaptic membrane. The transcript is spliced from 6 exons. The record is from RefSeq and is a predicted model, not a curated record.
UAUAACCCACCCUCCGUGAUUGUGUUUGAUUUCAUUUUUGGCGGUACACCGGACGCAUUCCGACUGGUGACUCAAGGUCAGUUAGUCGCCGUCGAGACAUCAUCGCGGGCGCACGCACUAUCUCUUUCCUCUUCAUUUCCCCAUCCGUCUGUGUGCAUCGUCAAGAGAAAAAAAUAAGACGGACGAUAAGUUUUGGAACAUGUUGCCACCUUACCGACCAAUAGCUUCUGCUUGUCCGCACUCUUGCUCUCGUUAUUGACCAAGGCAAACAAGAAAGCAGGAGAAAGUGAAAACGAGUUAGGCCUAACAAGGCCAGUAACAAAAAAUACCAAGAAAACAAAAAGGGGAAACAAACAAAAGUGUUGAGCAGGUUUUGUUCAAAAUCAAAGACAAUGGGUGAUCGAAGUGAAUCGUUAUGGGUCCAUCCGGCAGCCGUGUUGACGGACACGAUGCUGUCCUUGUGUCUCGUCGCUCCGAUGGUGGUAGGCUAUUGGCGUGGUACCUGGUUCCUCCUGGAUUUCUACCUCUACCCGGAUGAUAUGGCCAUCAGUUGCUGGAUCUCGUUGGUCGCUGGAUUUGGCAUUCUGCUGUUAUCCACUUGGUUUCAACGCUAUUUGCAGGAUUACGUCACUCGACAGGCAGCUUGGCUCUAUUUCUUGCUCUCCAGACUUUACACCGUCGUACUCUGUCUCGGUUGCGUGAAUCAUUGGCGCGGUGUUUGGGGAACGCUGGACGUUUACACGGGAAUCGGAUGGACAACGGCGUCCAUGUCUCUCGUCAUUGGCGUUACUGGCCUCAUUUGGCUCCACGCUUUCCGCAACAUCAUGGCACCACCACUGGUCAUCAUCGUCGACGAUCCCGAAGAAUAUUUCACCUUUCCCACCAUGUUUCGCACCCUCGAUUCUAAACAACGUCACUUAAUAGCCCUGGAUGGCCUGUUCAGCGUGACAGUGGUAGGUUCGUUGGUCGUCUUGGUCUGGCGAGGAGCCUUUCUUUUACUGGACCUAGUCAUGUUCCCCGAAGACGUAGAAUGGUCUGCCUGGGGAUCUACGAUUUUGGGCUAUUCGUCGUCAUUGUUCAGCUUCGCUCUGCAAGCGCCGUUGGCAGUUCUAUGUUCGCGGAUCACUGGCAUUUGGCGCAUCGUCGUCGUGGACGUGUCUACGGCUGUGGGUUACGUUGGAUCGGUCAACGUCUGGCGCGGAUUGUGGAACCUUUACGACAUCUAUUUAUUCCCAGAACACAAAGUAUGGAGCAAUUUGCUGACCCACGUAGCCGGACUCGCCAUUCUGAUCAUCUGUUAUUGCGCCCACUCCAUCCUCGUCCGUGGCGUUUACCUGGACGGCGAAGAACCCGGGGCUGACGCUGCUGCAUUGCCUUAUUACUACGUUAGAUAUUUCAUUCUGAAACGGCGGAGAGUUUUGGCAGGCCUGACUGUGGAGGUGGAAACAAGCGAACGGGAGGACGACCGAAAGCAGAAAGAUGGAAGGGUGGUCGAGAACGGCUGGUUGGCCGAAGAAGUCGUAGCGAUGAUUGACGAAUCUCCGGAUGAGAACGAUCAUCGGUGGAAAGCUUCUAACAAUGACAAAGAAUCUGCUAUUUAAAUUUGACCUUCUUAUCAUAGCAUUAUCAGUUGUGUAAAAUUUUGAGGUCCGUUGACAUUAAAACUCGUCGUUUGUUUUUUACUUCUAUUUUGGACUUUGUGGAGAUUGGCAACACGCUGUGUCUUAUUUCUUUCGUUUGACGUGUUGAUGUCUCUACCUUUCUCGCCCACACACUUCUUUGUUUCAGACAUUUUUGUUUGUUUGUUUAUUAUUUUAUUCUGUUUUGUCCCACUCCCGCCAUCCCUGGUUUGUAAUCGUUGUAAUACAAAUUCAACUUUGCAA